Messenger RNA from Carassius auratus (goldfish), 760 nucleotides. Its product is annotated as histone H2A-like. Bases 174 to 560 code for a protein of 128 amino acids. The record is from RefSeq and is a predicted model, not a curated record. Gene Ontology annotation, cellular component: nucleosome. NCBI's taxonomy places the organism in Eukaryota, Metazoa, Chordata, Actinopteri, Cypriniformes, Cyprinidae. The transcript has a single exon. Gene Ontology annotation, molecular function: protein heterodimerization activity; structural constituent of chromatin; DNA binding.
CCGAAGUCGGUGUGGAGGCGUGGCUUUGGCGGUGUAUGUUGGAGGGAAGUUCACUGAUUGGUUUAAAAUUUUACAAGGCUUUAAACCAAUGAGCGAAUGGCACGAUUGUUUAAAACUGGAUAACUGUUACUUGAUAUGAGCCGUGUUUAUGUUGACGUUAUCACAUUUGAAUAAUGAGUGGCAGAGGUAAAACCGGAGGCAAGGCCAGGGCGAAGGCUAAGACUCGCUCCUCCAGAGCAGGACUGCAGUUCCCCGUCGGUCGUGUUCACAGACUUCUCCGCAAAGGGAACUACGGCGAGCGCGUCGGUGCCGGUGCUCCGGUGUAUCUGGCCGCUGUGCUCGAGUAUCUGACGGCUGAGAUCCUGGAGUUGGCCGGAAACGCCGCUCGGGACAACAAGAAGACCCGUAUCAUCCCCCGUCACCUGCAGCUGGCGGUGCGCAACGACGAGGAGCUCAACAAACUCCUGGGCGGAGUGACCAUCGCUCAGGGCGGCGUGCUGCCCAACAUCCAGGCCGUGCUGUUGCCCAAGAAGACCGAGAAACCCGCCAAAACCAAGUGAACACGAGAGGACACAACACUCACAAAGGCUCUUUUCAGAGCCACACACUUUCUCUUUAAGAGCAUGUAUCUACUGUACACACGAUUCGCAUUGUAUGUGUGUUACCAGUAGUGUGAAUUUGUACGAUGUACAUUUAGUCCUGUAGCAGAAACUUCUGACUUAAAUGAGGACAAUGGAAGCAAUCAAAAUCAUUAAAAGAG